UGCGCGGAGCUGUGGCGCGGUGGACUCGUGGGGGUGCGGGCCAUGGCUUCGCUGCGCUGCGGCACUUUGGUCUGCGUGAUCUGCUUGGAGAAGCCAAAGUACCGCUGCCCGGCCUGCCGCGUGCCCUACUGCUCGGUGACCUGCUUCCAGAAGCACAAAGAGCAGUGCAACCCUGAAACUCGCCCUGUUGAGAAAAAAAGAAUAGCUGCAUCUGUGAAAACUACAAAUCCAGAGGAAAACAAAGAUGAUGACUCCAUAGCUGAUUUUCUUGACAGUGAUGAGGAAGAAGACAGAGUUUCUUUGCAGGACUUAAAGAAUUUAGGUAAAUCUGCAACUUUAAGAAACUUAUUGCUCAAUCCACAUCUCAGGCAGUUGAUGAUCAGCCUGGAUCAGGGGGAUAACAAAGCAAAAUUGAUGAGAGCCUGCAUGCAGGAGCCCUUGUUCGUGGAGUUUGCAGACUGCUGUUUACAAAUCGUGGAGCCGUCCCAGAAUGAGGAUUCUUAACGUGGACUGUUGUGCUCCCUGGACUUGGCCGCUGCUCCUCCCAGAAGUAUCGUGCCCUCCUUGAUGAAGGGAGGUGGCUUCCCAGAGGCGGACUGGCUGCUGUAGGACAUGGAGGUCAUCUCCUCCUACACACUGGGAGGCACGUGGUGCAGAUCAUUUAUGAAGAGACUCAUAUGGUUGCAUUAAAUAUUUUAUUUUUGGUACAGUUGAGAUAUAAAUCAUAAAUAUCACAUUUUAUACCCAUUUGAGUUAAAAAUGACCAAUAUUACUAAAAUCAAGAUAGGUUCCUGUUAUACAUUGCAUUGUCCUUGUCUUCUAAUGUUUGAAAUUACAUUAAAUAAAUCAACAACUUCUUAAAUAAAGGCUGUUCCUUUAUGGAACUAUAUGCAAAGUU
Molecule: messenger RNA, 898 nt
Organism: Jaculus jaculus (lesser Egyptian jerboa)
Lineage: Eukaryota; Metazoa; Chordata; Mammalia; Rodentia; Dipodidae
Gene: Znhit3
Product: zinc finger HIT-type containing 3
Exons: 5
Coding region: 43-504 (153 amino acids)
Biological process (GO): maturation of LSU-rRNA from tricistronic rRNA transcript (SSU-rRNA, 5.8S rRNA, LSU-rRNA); snoRNA localization; box C/D snoRNP assembly
Cellular component (GO): nucleus; pre-snoRNP complex
Molecular function (GO): protein binding
Source: RefSeq, a predicted model, not a curated record